Molecule: messenger RNA, 2199 nt
Organism: Rhinolophus ferrumequinum (greater horseshoe bat)
Lineage: Eukaryota; Metazoa; Chordata; Mammalia; Chiroptera; Rhinolophidae
Gene: DAZAP1
Product: DAZ associated protein 1
Exons: 12
Coding region: 312-1409 (365 amino acids)
Cellular component (GO): cytoplasm
Molecular function (GO): RNA binding
Source: RefSeq, a predicted model, not a curated record
AGAGAGGCUGCAAGUGGGUGGCCCCAGGGGCCUGCAGCUCUAGCAGUGGCCGAGUGGUGGAGAACGGAGGGUACCUUUAGCACGUGGAGUGGUCUCGAGGCGGAGCACUUGGGUCCUCCAGGAAUGGUUUGCUGGGGAGGCUGUGGAAACAGACCCUCCUGAGUUGAGCUCUGGCUGGGCCUGGGAGUGGGGACCAGAGCCGAGAGGACUCUCCCUGGAAGCUCUUCGUGGGCGGCCUUGACUGGAGCACCACCCAAGAGACUCUACGCAGCUACUUCUCCCAGUAUGGAGAGGUCGUGGACUGCGUGAUCAUGAAAGAUAAGACGACCAACCAGUCUCGAGGCUUCGGCUUUGUCAAAUUUAAAGACCCCAACUGUGUGGGCACAGUGCUGGCCAGCAGACCGCACACACUGGACGGCCGAAAUAUCGACCCAAAACCAUGCACACCUCGGGGGAUGCAACCGGAGAGGACGCGGCCGAAGGAAGGCUGGCAGAAAGGACCCAGGAGCGAUAACAGUAAAUCAAAUAAGAUAUUUGUCGGUGGAAUUCCUCACAAUUGUGGUGAGACAGAGCUCAGGGAAUACUUCAAGAAAUUCGGAGUGGUCACAGAAGUGGUCAUGAUCUACGAUGCAGAGAAGCAGAGGCCUCGAGGUUUUGGAUUUAUUACUUUCGAGGACGAACAAUCAGUGGACCAGGCUGUCAACAUGCAUUUUCACGACAUCAUGGGCAAAAAAGUGGAAGUUAAACGGGCCGAGCCUCGGGACAGCAAAAGCCAAGCACCCGGACAGCCAGGGGCCAGCCAGUGGGGGAGCCGUGUCGUUCCCAGUGCUGCCAACGGCUGGGCAGGCCAACCCCCACCCACGUGGCAGCAAGGAUAUGGCCCGCAAGGAAUGUGGGUGCCAGCAGGACAGGCAAUUGGUGGCUACGGACCACCCCCUGCAGGAAGAGGAGCCCCACCACCGCCCCCGCCAUUCACGUCUUACAUCGUGUCCACCCCUCCCGGAGGGUUUCCCCCUCCACAGGGCUUCCCACAGGGCUACGGCGCACCCCCGCAGUUCAGUUUCGGCUAUGGGCCGCCUCCUCCACCGCCAGAUCAGUUUGCCCCUCCAGGAGUCCCUCCGCCACCGGCCACCCCAGGGGCAGCCCCUCUGGCUUUCCCGCCGCCUCCAUCUCAGGCUGCCCCCGACAUGAGCAAGCCCCCAGCGGCACAGCCAGACUUCCCCUAUAGUCAGUACGGUUAUGGACAGGACUUGUCCAGCUUUGGUCAGGGCUUCUCAGACCCCAGCCAGCAGCCCCCCUCCUACGGGGGCCCCUCGGUGCCGGGCUCGGGGGGGCCCCCUGCCGGCGGAAGUGGCUUUGGAAGAGGGCAGAACCACAACGUGCAAGGAUUCCAUCCCUACCGACGCUAGCCGGCCAGCACCACACACUAGCCGGCCAGCGCCAGGCGGACGGCGGGACAGCCAAGACCCAGGAUUUGAAACUUGUGAACUCGUGACAAUCACAAACUUGGCAGAAAAAAAUCGCGAUUCAACCUUGGGGGGAGGGGCGGGCACAAGGCUUUUGGAGGCGGCUGUGGGUGUCUGAACUGAAGUUUUUAAAUAUAUUUCUUUCUCUAACCCAUCAGCACAAUAAAAAAAAAAAAAAGUCACUGGUUCAACAACAGGGUUUUAAAAAAACGUCUUCAGCUUUAAUUCAAAACUUCAGGUUUCUUUUUCUUCCUUUUUUUUUGAAAUUGUUUUCCUGAGCCUUUUGUUUUACCGUAUAUUGUAAACUUUUAUGUUAAAGAAAAAAAUAUACAUUUACAAAUUGUGAGAUUUUUAAGAGAAAUUUUCUACGAUGUAUACUGGCUUAUUUUUUAAUUUAAAACAGGGUUUCCGUCGGCACUGGUGGAAGUGAGGGGCGUUUUUGGUCCCCACACUCCUGGCUCUGAGGGUUGGGACUUGUCGGUCCAGAAAUUCUGGAGCUUAAAGAAUCAAUCUACUGAGUGUGUUUGUUUUUGUUUAUUCCUUGCUUUUGUCGACUGACCUGCCUGGCGGUGUCUGCAGGCGCGCCAUGGGCUCGCAGGCGACCACCCACGUCUAACCGGCAUCAAGGGCCAGGAGGCCUUGUCAGCCGACCUCCUGCGUACAUGGCUUCAGGGCGUCCCCACUGACCAGUUUGACCCUGGUUUGAAUAAAGAGAAGUGCGUUUGGAUUAGAA